Messenger RNA from Larimichthys crocea (large yellow croaker), 3095 nucleotides. Its product is annotated as GTPase IMAP family member 8. The transcript is spliced from 6 exons. The coding region runs from base 80 to 2605 and encodes 841 amino acids. Gene Ontology annotation, molecular function: GTP binding. The record is from RefSeq and is a predicted model, not a curated record. Lineage: Eukaryota; Metazoa; Chordata; Actinopteri; Sciaenidae.
UCCAAACUGUGUAUCAGGUGACUCCAGAUUGCUGCUUAUUUUUAGUCUGUUUAUUUCUUAUUAUCAGUAGAGUUACCCAAUGGAGGAAGAAAAGUCGGUAUCAAUGGAAACAAUGGUCAAUGUACAUGCUGUUUCAACCUCUGGACAAAGUCAACACUCUCCAGAGCUGAGGAUUGUGUUGAUAGGUGGGAGAGAAUUGCACGGUAAUCCCAGUAAUAAGAGUGCAACUGGCAACAUCAUACUGGGUAAAACUGUUUUUGACACCAGCAGAAGAACAGCUCAGAGUGUUGUGAGGCAGGAAGAGGUACACGGCAGACAAGUCACUGUGGUCGAUACUCCGGGCUGGUGGUGGCAUUAUCCACGGGAAAACACCCCAGAGCUGGAUCAGAUAGAAAUCAGAAACAGUGUCCACCUGUGUCCCCCAGGGCCUCACGCCUUUCUUCUAGUCAUUCCUGUUGGUAUAGUGUUUCCUCGGAUAUUCAAAACAGCGCUAAAGGAGCACCUGGAACUUUUCAAUGAAAGAGUGUUUUGUCGCACCAUUGUGCUGUUUACUACAGAUGCUCCGUGUAGUAAUAAACAUUUAAAAGAUGAAAUCAGAAUGUGGCCAGAACUACAGUGGCUUCUUCGACAAUGUGGAAACCAAAAGCAUGUUCUCGAUAUCAGCAAGAAGCAGGAUAGCACUCAAGUCAUAAACCUUUUCAAGAAAAUAGAGGCCAUGUUUGCAGAAAACGCCUCUAGUCACUAUUCUAUAGAUAGUGCUCGUGGGAAUGUUCUCAGAGAGAAGAUCGAAGCGAUUGCUGAAGGAGCAUUGAGGAGGGUUGCUGCUGUGCAGGCCAAGAGAAGGAGACUAAGAGCACUGAUUGAAGGUGGCAAAACCCCUCCAACACAUUUGAGAAUAGUGAUGGUUGGGGCACAGUGGUCAGCUAAAAGCUCGGCAGGCAAUACCAUCCUGAGAAAAAAAGCAUUUGCAGUUCAUCAAGGAAGAACAACAGAGUACUGUGAAAUAAGCCACGGCAUGGUGGCAGGCAGGCAGCUCACGGUGGUAGAUUCUCCCGGCUGGUUCUACAACCAAACCUUAAAGGACACCAGUGGGAUGGACAAACUUGAAAUAGUGAACAGCGUGCAUCUGUGCCCUCCAGGACCUCAUGCAGUGCUCCUGGUGGUCAGCCUGACAUCCGCAUUCAACGCAUCAUACCAGAGAGCAGUCCAGGAGCACAUGAGUCUAUUCUCUGAUAAAGUCUGGAAACACACGCUCGUUCUGUUCACUAAAGCUGACUGGCUGGGAGUGAAGACUGUGGAAGAGCGCAUAGAGAGUGAGGAAGGCCUGCAGUGGCUCGUGGAGAAGUGUGGAAACAUGUAUCAUGUCCUGGGCCACACAAACCACGAUGGUGAGGCACAGGUAACAGAGCUCCUUGAGAAGAUUGAAGAAAUGUGGGCAGGAAACGAAGAUCCACAUUAUGAAGUCGACCCGACCCGUGCCGAGCUGAUAGAGGCAAGGAAACAGUCUGGAGCCAUGUUGGCUAAAAAGAUGAGGCAGAGCACUCAAAGACAAGCAAAUAUACUGAGAGAGUUGUUUAGAGGGGAGAGGCAGCAAAUCACUGACUUCAGGGUCGUACUUGUCGGCAAAAAAAAGUCAGGAAAGAGUAUGGUAGGAAACAAGAUCUUAUUUGAAGAGCUAUUUGACACAGCUUGGAUGAAAAAGGAGUUCCAGGAUCAGAAAAUAAACAAGAUGUGUAUGAAACACCAAGGAAAUGUUGCUGGAGUACAUAUCUCAGUUGUUGAGGCACCAGGCUGGUUGACGGACACAGUGACACCCGACUGGGCCAAGGGUGAAGUUCUGCGCAGUGUCUCCAUGUGUGCUCCAGGCCCUCAUGUCUUCCUCUUGGUUAUUCCCAUUUCCAAAGCCUUUACAGAGAAAGAUCGCAAAGCACUGGUUGACCUCUUGAUGCCAUUCGGUGAGAGAGUUUGGAGACACUGCAUGGUGCUGUUCACCUGGAAAGACUGGCUCAAUGAAAGAUCCAUCGAGGAGCACAUCACCGCGGAAGGCCAUGACCUGAGGUGGCUUGUGGAGAAGUGUGGGAACAGAUACCAUGCUAUGAAAUGCAAUCGUUUUUAUGAUAGUCAACCAACCAUAGAGCUGUUCCAGAAAAUCAUUGACAUGAUAACACAAAACAAGGGCCACUACGUCACCACAGAAGACAAAGAUCAGAAGCCAGCCCUGCCAGCAAAACAUCCCAUUCUGACCGAAGAGGAGUGGAACAGGAGGGAGCAGGAGCUGAUAGACCGGAUGUUGAAAGCUGUCGCACGAGAACCUGAGGAAGUGGCUGUAUCACCUGUGAAGAUGACAUCUAGCAUUGACGGAGCCUUCAUUCCAAGCAUGAGUGGAGAUGCUCCCUCCGAAGUUGGUGCAUUUUGUUUUCAAAGAGCACGUGCCAAGGUUUCUGAAUGGCUGAGCCAGAAAUUUGGAAACUCCGAUGUCACCUCCGGGAUUGGCAUGAGUGCUGCGGACAGUUAUGUGGAAAGGUUGGAUGAAAGCUCUCUGACAGAAGUCGACACAAGUCGUUUUUUCACAGAAAAGGGCAAAAAGCGCAGGUACUCUUUUUAAGCAGGACAGAUGUAGAUAGAAUGACAAAGUGUACAUACAAAGAAGCAACUGCUUUCCAUACAGUGUCUAAACAGCUAAUCUGUUCACAGGCAUAAAUACUGUUUAUGUUUUGUUUAAGUGAAAUAAUAAACUAUUAUAAGCCAGUCAGUGAAAUAGGUCACAGGAAUUAUGUGUUUGGCUGCUUAUUGUCAUAAAAACCUGAACUGAAAACAACAGAGCAGGAUCAGUUCACUUAAACAAUGAACUCAGCAAAGAAAGUAUGUCUUGAACAUAAUAGCCUACUGGGAAUGCCAAUGAAAUGUAAAUGUAAACUGACUCUAUUCAUAAGUAGCAGGUGUGACAGUGUUGGCUUUGACUACUUCAACUAAAUGUAACUGAUAAACUGAAAGAAAAAGCCAGUUGUUUUUUGUUUGUACUGAAUUGAACUGAAGAAGUGGACAUUGUUAUGGGUUUUCUGUUGUGUAAAUAUAUUUUUUGACGAAACGAAAAA